GUGGUGGUGGUGGGGGAAAUAUUCCUAGAAGAUUGCACGCCAUACCAGGCACGGAGUAGAGUUUGGCGGAAUGAAUCGACCCGUUGUGAGAAUCCUGACAACCCUGUUUGCGUGCAUCUUAGAAACAAACAACUUCAGGUUAACUUUCUCCAAGGAACAUGACUCGAGAUCGUCCAGUAAAGCGGGAUCGCAGCCCAUGUCCCCUUCGGAUUUUCUGGAUAAAUUGAUGGGAAGGACAUCGGGAUACGAUGCACGAAUUAGACCGAAUUUUAAAGGUUCUCCAGUAAACGUUACAUGCAAUAUUUUUAUCAACAGUUUUGGCUCGGUCACGGAGAACACAAUGGACUACAGAGUGAAUAUAUUCCUACGACAAACAUGGAAUGAUCCACGAUUAGCCUACAGUGAAUACCCGGAUGAUUCCUUGGAUUUGGAUCCUUCCAUGUUGGAUUCUAUCUGGAAGCCUGAUUUAUUCUUUGCCAAUGAAAAGGGUGCAAGUUUUCAUGAAGUGACGACAGACAACAAACUGCUUCGGAUAUUUAAGAAUGGAAAUGUUUUGUACAGUAUAAGACUUACACUGACAUUAUCCUGUCCAAUGGACCUGAAAAAUUUCCCAAUGGAUAUGCAAACAUGCGCAAUGCAGUUAGAGAGCUUUGGAUACACAAUGAAUGAUCUGAUAUUUGAGUGGUUGGAGGAUGGCCCAGUGCAGGUUGCAGAUGGACUAACCCUUCCACAGUUUAUUCUGAAGGAUGAGAAGGAGCUGGGAUACUGCACAAAGCAUUAUAAUACAGGGAAAUUUACUUGCAUUGAAGUGAAAUUUCAUUUGGAAAGACAGAUGGGAUAUUAUUUAAUCCAGAUGUACAUUCCAAGUCUACUGAUCGUCAUUCUGUCCUGGGUAUCGUUUUGGAUUAACAUGGAUGCAGCUCCAGCCAGAGUAGCUCUGGGAAUCACAACAGUGCUGACAAUGACUACACAGAGUUCUGGAUCUCGAGCUUCGCUUCCAAAGGUCUCAUACGUCAAGGCCAUUGACAUUUGGAUGGCAGUGUGUCUUCUCUUUGUCUUUGCUGCUUUGUUGGAAUAUGCCGCUGUCAACUUUGUUUCACGCCAGCACAAGGAGUUUCUGCGCCUGAGAAGAAGGCAGAGAAGACAAAAUAAGGAUGACGAUUGUGUUCGGGAAAGUCGCUUCAACUUCAGUGGCUAUGGAAUGGGUCACUGCCUUCAAGUCAAGGAUGGCACAGCUGUUAAAGCACCCAUUCCAAAUCCUCCAUCACCACUCAAGGAUUCGGAGGCUAUCAAAAAGAAAUUUGUCGAUAGAGCAAAAAGGAUUGACAUGAUAGCCCGAGCUGCCUUCCCUCUAGCAUUCCUCAUUUUUAACAUCUUUUACUGGAUUACGUAUAAAAUUAUACGACAUGAGGAUGUGCACCAGCAGUAGACGAUCGGCCACAGAAGGCUUUGCCUUUUGCCAAAAAAAACUGCUCAUGAAUAAGUUGUGCUAUCUGUCUUAUUGUUUGCUGACUGUUUUUCACUAAGUGACUGAUGACCCAGAUUUAAAGAAGACUGAGGGCUUGCACUGGGCAAAAGUAGAGUGCAAAGCUAUGAGAGAGCAUUAAAUAAGACCAUACUGCAUUGUCUUUUGGGACAGGUGAAAAUGUUCUUCCAGUGUCUACCUGUGACUGAUGUUUUUCACUGUCGACUUGCCACGCCAGUUAUGGCAAACUCUGAGGCAAAAUUACACAAUGUACUAUCUUGGUAAGGGUGGAGGGCUGGGAUGGGUUGGGUGUGGGGAGGGGGAAAGGGGAAACAAAAGAGAAAGGAGUUUUAAAAUGAGGUGAAAGUAAGCACCUAUUUCGUAUUUUUAAGUAGGGAGUGAUAGUUUUUAUGGAUAUGCAAUGGAGACGAUGAUCACACAUUUUUUUCAAAGAUUGGUAUGUUUACAAUGGUUCCAGUACAAUGAAUCUAGAGCGGACCAAAAUUUUACAAAAAAUCACUGCCUUUAUAUAAUAACAAAGUCCAACUGAGCUAUGUUCCAUGGCCAUUUAGAUGUUAGUGAAUCACCCAAAAAUCAUUUUGUGCUUUGAAAAAUUCUUUCUACAUAUAUAAAAAAACAUAUACUUUGAUAUUCUAGUAGAUGAACAUUUUAAUAUUUUUCACACUUCAGAAAUGAUAAAAAGAGCAUUAACUGUUGAAUUGGGGUAUAAAACUUAUGUGUUUCAUGUUGUGUAAAUUAUUUGAUUGCAUAAGGUAAGAUGACAUACACUUGUUAAUUUAUAUUUUACUUUAUUUUUGUUAGAAAGCUAUGCACUGGCUUUAUUAAAACUCUUUUUGUUGAUUUGUUUCAAAUGCAUCUAAAGGUGCCAAAAUGUAAUGACUCGUUGUGCAUCCUGCACCAAUGUAUUUAAUAAGAAAUUGUUGUUUCCUUAAUGGUGUAGCUCAGUUUAGCUGUGUGCAGACCUUAAUAGUGUCGCUCUUUAUGUUAGUUAUAGGUGCAAUCAAUAGCAUUUAGAUAGGUUAUUGUGUCGAAGAAUAUUAAACACUUCUAAUUUA
Molecule: messenger RNA, 2541 nt
Organism: Callorhinchus milii (elephant shark)
Lineage: Eukaryota; Metazoa; Chordata; Chondrichthyes; Chimaeriformes; Callorhinchidae
Gene: glra2
Product: glycine receptor, alpha 2
Exons: 9
Coding region: 71-1429 (452 amino acids)
Biological process (GO): chloride transmembrane transport; chemical synaptic transmission; regulation of membrane potential
Cellular component (GO): neuron projection; plasma membrane; synapse
Molecular function (GO): transmitter-gated monoatomic ion channel activity; glycine binding; transmembrane signaling receptor activity
Source: RefSeq, a predicted model, not a curated record